UUCAGUCGUUCGUCGUCCGCGAAGCUGUUCAGAGCAACUUGUCCGAAAGGUGUAGUGUAAGAUAACCAACGAGUGACGAACACGGGAGUAAAAGAAAAGAAAACAUAAUAACUCGUACUACAGCAAGGGAUUGGAAAGCGGUCCCGUAGUACAGUCGUCAACUCGUACGAUUUAACAACAUGCCCGUCGUGGAUUAAAACCCAGGAUGGACCGUCUCCCCUGAAGCUAGCAGGACUGACUAUUUGGCUGCGUGGAAGGCCAUACAAUGUUUUUGCAAACAACGGGAUAAAAUGAGAAACGUUGCAGCAACGCUGUUUGUUAUUCUCACUGUCUUCAAAAUAAGGGCUGCUAAAUGUUUUGUAUCGACGGUGCUUUGCUCGCGUAUGCCAGGUCUGACUCAAACCCAGCGUCAGAUAUGCACUGAAUCAUCAGAUGCGGUUGUAUCUCUAGCAUCCGGUCAGUGGAUAGGAGCAAAUGAAUGCCAAAAACAGUUCCAUGGUCAUCGUUGGAAUUGUACUCACGUAUGGAAUACUGAUAUGUUCGGGCAGAUAGUAGUGAUAGGUUCUAGAGAGGCUGCAUAUACUUAUGCUAUAACUAGCGCCGGUGCUGUCUAUUCAAUUACGACUGCCUGCGCUAAAGGAAACAUUACAACAUGUGGUUGUGAUAUGAACCAGAAAAUUUUCUCUUCUAGUGAGUCUGAAAACUGGAAAUGGGGAGGCUGUUCUGUGGACAUUGGCUACGGCAUGCGGUUUGCUAAAAAGUUUCUCGAUGCCCGUGAAAUCGAAAACGAUAACCGGAGUCUAAUGAACAUGCACAAUAACCGCGUAGGAAGAAAGCUAGUAAAGUUACUGCUACGAACAGAAUGUAAGUGCCACGGCGUAAGUGGUUCCUGCGCGAUGAAAACUUGCUGGAAAAGUUUGCCUUCGUUUCAUGUUAUUGGCGAUGCCAUGAUGAAGAAAUAUCGCAAAGCCAAACUUGUUCACGGUAUUAACAUUAGAAAUAAUCAACCGCAACUCGUGUUGAAACGAAAAAUGAACAAACCGUUGCUCAAAAAUGGGAAGACACUGGGUGACAGUCAAAUUCCAAAGAGAACUGAAUUGGUUUAUCUGGAGCCUUCGCCUAACUAUUGCGAGCGUAAUAUCAGUAUUGGAGUACUCGGUACAGCCGAUCGAAAUUGCAACCGCACUUCGCAAUCCAUAGAUCAUUGUGAUCUACUGUGCUGUGGACGAGGCUACAACACCCAUCAGAUCGAACGAACCUGGCAGUGUAAUUGUAAGUUUAAAUGGUGCUGCACGGUUACAUGCGAUGUAUGUUCAGAGCGAAAGGAAGCAUACACUUGUAAAUAAAAUAUGAUCAUAAUGUUCACUAAAUAAAUUCACUGUCUAUAGAUAGACGAA
Anopheles arabiensis is the source of this 1397-nucleotide messenger RNA. It is a transcript of the gene Wnt2, whose product is annotated as protein Wnt-2. NCBI's taxonomy places the organism in Eukaryota, Metazoa, Arthropoda, Insecta, Diptera, Culicidae. The record is from RefSeq and is a predicted model, not a curated record. Gene Ontology annotation, biological process: multicellular organism development; cell fate commitment; neuron differentiation. The transcript is spliced from 9 exons. Gene Ontology annotation, cellular component: extracellular region. The coding region runs from base 291 to 1346 and encodes 351 amino acids. Gene Ontology annotation, molecular function: cytokine activity; frizzled binding.